Molecule: messenger RNA, 2332 nt
Organism: Pieris napi
Lineage: Eukaryota; Metazoa; Arthropoda; Insecta; Lepidoptera; Pieridae
Exons: 2
Coding region: 412-2148 (578 amino acids)
Source: RefSeq, a predicted model, not a curated record
UUAUACAGUCACAAGACAUAUUUCCUAAUCUUUAAACGGAAACGCCCACGCGUGUUCUCAUGAAAUAUGCUGACGGACUGUCUAGCUCCCAGUCUCGAUUAUUAGAUAUUAAGUUAGUCUUAAGCUAAUCACCAAUGUAACCGGUUGAUUAAAUAUUAAUUAAAAAUAAAAUUUUAUUCUUUUUAAAAACGCUCCAGCGCGACCUCGCGUUUUGACUGGCGCAGCCGGUAGGAUUUUCACAUCCCGCGAGUAUAUAACUAAAUUGAAAAUACUCAAAUCGAUUUUCAUAGUUCUUGAAAUACCGUGGACUGUCUAAUAGCAGAGUGAAAAUCCGCGAAUCAAAUAAAUAAGUCAAAUAGAAGAGCAUUAAAAUAAUAUCCGGUGCAGUGUGUGAUUAGUGACUCAGGAAGAAUGGAAUUGGGCUGGCGGUUGUUACUCCUGCUGGUACAUCUGACACCAAGCCAGGCCCUUCAACUGCAAAAGAUUAAUAGAAACCCAGGCCUCCUACCCAUUAAAGAAGGUCAAGCAGUAGUAGCUUACGACAGAUGGACCGUGAUAAAGAUUUUAGAUUUUAAAGCUAUCAACAACGAACUAAAACUAAAUAUAAAUAACUUCUUAACACUUAAAACCGAAGUCCAAAAUUGUUUCGACACUAGCCUAUUCAAUUUGCACUUCCAAGAAGUACAGUUACAAACUAGUUUCAUAAUGAAUAUAACAGUGGAAAAAUAUAAACAAUUAGUUCCGACUUCAAAAUCUAAACGUGGUUUAUUGAAUCCUAUUGGAACAUUCAUUAAAGCAAUAACUGGCAAUCUUGAUAAUGAAGAUGCUAUCAGAUAUGAAGAUUUAAUUAAUAAAUUAAAAACUAGACAGGACGCUAUUAGUAAUAAAAUAACCAUAGUUUCCGAAAUGAUGAGUACUGUAACAAAAAUUAUUAAUGUAACAAGGAAUAAUUUCAUUCAAAUUAAAGAACGUUUUGAGGACAUAGAUCUCAGGUUAAACAAUUCUAAAAUGUUACAAAUGAGCAAUGAAAUUAUUCAUUUUUAUAAUAUUUUUACCCAUAACUUUCAAACUAUUUACUCAAGACUAAAUGAAAUUGAAACAGCUCUCGCUUUUGCUAGGAUUAAAAUAUUACAUCAAUCUAUUAUUGAUACUAAGGAAUUACUGUCAAUUUUAAAAGAAAUAGAAUCUAUGUAUAAUUUAGUAUUUCCAGUGAAUAUUGAAAAUAUUGUAAAAAUUGAACUGAAUAUUGAGAUGGAAGCGUAUAUCAAACAAAAUCAGAUAAAGUUUAUUAUGCACGUACCCUUAAUUAAAAAUGAACUUUAUAAUUAUUACAAAUUAAUACCUUUACCAGUGCAUAGUAAUAGUAAUAAUAUAUCUAACAUUAUCCUUCCUAAGUAUCCCUAUGUCCUAGUGAAAGGGUUGAAAGUCGAGCCGCUCUCACAACCAUGCCAAGAAAUAGAUGAAAACCGAUUUUUAUGUCCUGAAUUUGAAACUGCACCGGUAUUGAAGGACGAAUGUAUUACUACACUAAUGAAUUUUUCCCCCAACACAUCUUCAUGUCGUCCUGUGCCCGUUCUAAUCGAAGAUGUCAAGAUUUAUUUCGUACAACAAAAUCAUUGGAUAAUAUUUUCUAGAAUAGAAACCAUUAUAUCUAAAAUGUGUGACAACGACGUUUCACAUGAGCCAUUAAUGGGCACUUACCUGUUAACCCUAGAUGAUGAUUGUUCGAUAAGAAUCAAGGAUUUCAACUUGAAAAGACACGAACACCAGGGAAACGAUAUCGCGUUUACCCGAUUCCCAAUUGUAAACCUACCGUUAAUCUCCAGCGAAGUUAAGUCACAGAACAAGCGUCUGAAUUUAGAUGGAAUUGACCUUGCAGACGUUCAGCUCUUAAACCUUUUGGUGAAAAAUAGUGUUCCUACAAGUGUUAGUGAAAGUGAAUUAAAUCAAUGGUUCUUUGGUAUAAUUAAUAUAGUAAUAAGUUUUUUACUCAUGACAUGUGUCAUUUUAUUAGCAUUUAAAAAUAGAAUUAAGAAAAUUAUGUUUCAACCUAAACAGAAUAUUCGAGAUCAUCCAAACCCUGAGGAUAAUCUCGAUUCUAAGGAGAGAGGAGUUAUACAGUCACAAGACAUAUUUCCUAAUCUUUAAACGGAAACGCCCACGCGUGUUCUCAUGAAAUAUGCUGACGGACUGUCUAGCUCCCAGUCUCGAUUAUUAGAUAUUAAGUUAGUCUUAAGCUAAUCACCAAUGUAACCGGUUGAUUAAAUAUUAAUUAAAAAUAAAAUUUUAUUCUUUUUAAAAACGCUCCAGCGCGACCUCGCGUUUUGACUAA